AUGUAUGCAUGUAGAGGUGAUACGAGGGCAGUGGUCGGAGCUCGGGCUGGGGUUUGGGCUCGGGUUUGGGUUUCUCCAGUUUCAAGAAGUGCGUCAGCAGCAAUGGCUUUGCAGUUACAGGAUAUACUGAACGACGAGACCACGAGGGAGGUGACGGGCAGCCCGCUCUCGCCAACCGCAAGUUCAGACAGCUCACAGCAGCAGCAGCAGCAGCAGCAGCAGGAGUUCGCCUGCAGGUGGGAUUCGUGCAGCGAGAAGUUUAUGCAGCCGGAACUGUUGUACUCGCACGUCUGUCAGGACCAUGUGGGCAGGAAAUCCAAGAAAAACCUGCAGUUGAACUGUCAUUGGGACCACUGCGACGUGAAAACGGUCAAAAGAGACCACAUCACGUCACACGUCAGGGUGCAUAUCCCGUUGAAACCUUUCCAAUGCUCAAACUGUGCCAAGAAGUUUAAGAGGCCCCAGGACUUGAAAAAACACUUGAAAACGCAUCUGGAGGGCAACGAGCUUCUAAAGAGGAAAAGAGGACCAAAGACAGGUAGCAAGAGAGUGGGCAAGGCCGGGGCCAGUGCUGCUCGCGCAAACUACACGAUCAAGCCCUUGGCAAGGUUCGUCGCAGAGGACUUGCCCCAUUUGGACCCGUCCUUCAACCCACAGUUGGUUACCCAGUUGCAAAGGUAUCUACCCCUACCGUCACAGGGACAACCACUGCCCACUGGAGUCCUCUACAGGAAAAACUCCUUUUCUUCAACGACCUCUUCCUCAGAUGUGUCGUCACCAGCGUCCUCGCCCACAGCUACACAUCACAUCACAAACUCAAGCGAGUCGAGUCCCUCAGACACAUCGCUCUUCAACACGAUCAACUCUAUGCCAAAGGAGAACGUCCAGACAAUGGCCACUUUCUUCAACAAACUGUCGUAUAACAUGGGUCAACAACAGCAGACGGUAGGUAACCAGUACUACAGGCAAGUGAUGAUCCCAGUGCCCACUGUGCCCCGUCUGGCAACCAUAUCGGCAACCACCCCACCAGUUCUAGAAAAAUACCCAACGAUGCAGCAACUACCUCCUCUGUCGGCAACAGCAGGACCCAUCCCAUCGACAAACCCACCAAUGAUGAACACGUCACAAAAAAAUGUCACAGUACUCCCCCCCAUGUCAACGAUGCCCCUCUUGACCUCACGGUUCAACUCGCAGCCACAGAUGUCGACAAACGUCAUGCCGCCCUUGAACAACUCCAAUGGAGUCGCAUACCACUACAGACCAUUCAGCAUGUACCAGAAGAGCAACGGUCAAACUGAGGCGUGCGUCGAAGAGGAGUUCGAAGACAUAUACAGCGCAGUCAACCUCAUCAGAGACUACCUAGUAUGCUCUCUGCUGGAGGAGGAAGGAAGUGACGAAGAAGAUGUGCCCGACGAGACAAGCACAUCUGAAAUCGAAGAUAUGAUGUCGAAGAUGUCUGUUUCCAGUACGGGACGCCUGAAAUACCCAAAGAUUAGAGUAUGA
Huiozyma naganishii CBS 8797 is the source of this 1503-nucleotide messenger RNA. It is a transcript of the gene RIM101, whose product is annotated as alkaline-responsive transcriptional regulator RIM101. Gene Ontology annotation, biological process: positive regulation of transcription by RNA polymerase II. Gene Ontology annotation, molecular function: zinc ion binding. The record is from RefSeq and is a predicted model, not a curated record. Gene Ontology annotation, cellular component: nucleus. NCBI's taxonomy places the organism in Eukaryota, Fungi, Ascomycota, Saccharomycetes, Saccharomycetales, Saccharomycetaceae. Bases 1 to 1503 code for a protein of 500 amino acids. The transcript has a single exon.